This is a messenger RNA of Galeopterus variegatus (Sunda flying lemur), 1574 nucleotides long. Its product is annotated as protocadherin alpha-3-like. Gene Ontology annotation, molecular function: calcium ion binding. NCBI's taxonomy places the organism in Eukaryota, Metazoa, Chordata, Mammalia, Dermoptera, Cynocephalidae. The coding region runs from base 75 to 1574 and encodes 499 amino acids. The transcript is spliced from 3 exons. Gene Ontology annotation, cellular component: plasma membrane. The record is from RefSeq and is a predicted model, not a curated record. Gene Ontology annotation, biological process: homophilic cell-cell adhesion.
GAAUAAGGAACUCAAAUAGUUCUCUAGAUUCUGGAUAGAUGUAAGAGCGACCUGGUGUUUGGAAAAGGCUUGCGAUGGUGUUUUCCUGGCAAGAAGAUCCUGGAGCCCAGUGCCUGCUGCUCUCGCUUCUGCUCCUCGCAGCCUGGGAGGCAGGGAGCGGCCAGAUCCACUAUUCGGUCCCCGAGGAGGCCAAACACGGCACCUUCGUGGGCCGCAUCGCGCAGGACCUGGGGCUGGAGCUGGCGGAGCUGGUGCCGCGCCGGUUCCGGGUGGCGUCCAAAGGCAGAGAGGACCUUCUGGAGGUAAAUCUGCAGAAUGGCGUUUUGUUUGUGAAUUCUCGGAUCGACCGGGAGGAGCUGUGCGGGCGGAGCGCGGAGUGCAGCAUCCACCUGGAGGUGAUCGUGGACAGGCCGCUGCAAGUUUUCCAUGUGGAGGUGGAGGUGAAGGACAUUAACGACAACCCCCCGGUAUUUCCAAUGACAGUAAAGACUAUCCUUAUCUAUGAAUCCCGACAGCCUGGCUCUCGGUUUUCGCUAGAGGGCGCAUCAGAUGCCGAUAUUGGAACAAAUUCAUUGUUGACUUACAGCCUUGAUUCCAGCGAAUAUUUUACCUUGGAAGUUAAAAGAAAUGAUGAGGAAAUUAAAUCCCUUGGACUUGUGUUGAAAAAACUUUUAAAUCGGGAGGACGUUCCUAAGCAUCAUUUACUCAUAAAGGCUGUUGACAGUGGGAAACCAGAGCUCACUGGCACGACUCAACUGGAGAUCACCGUUCUAGAUGUAAAUGACAACGCCCCAGCGUUUGAGAGAACGGUCUAUAAAGUCAGAUUGUUCGAAAAUGCACCAAACGGUACCAUAGCUGUUAUCGUUAACGCCUCUGAUUUGGAUGAAGGAGUAAAUAAGGACAUUGUAUAUUCUUUCAAUACAGAUAUGUCUGCAGAUAUUCUGUCGAAAUUCCACAUAGAUCCGGUCAGUGGACACAUCAGUGUAAAGGGUAGCAUAGAUUUUGAGGAAACUAAGUCAUACGAAAUGCAGGUGGAAGCGACGGAUAAAGGAAAUCCCCCACUGGCAGAUCACUGUGCGGUUCUAGUGGAAAUUGUGGACAUCAAUGAUAAUGUACCUGAGUUGGUUAUCAAGUCACUAUCAUUGUCUGUAUUAGAAGACACUCCACUUGGCAGCGUAAUUGCCCUGAUCAGCGUGUCAGACCGCGACUCAGGUGUCAACGGACAGGUCACCUGCACCCUGAUGCCCGACGUCCCAUUCAAGCUGGUGUCCACCUUCAAGAAUUACUAUUCUUUGGUGCUGGACAGCGCCCUGGACCGCGAGGGCAUAUCUAACUACAAGGUGGUGGUGACAGCGCGGGACGGGGGCUCGCCUUCGCUGUGGCCUGUUGGUGCUGACGCUGCUGCUGUACACGGCAUUUCGGUGCUCGGCGCCCCCCACCGAGGUCGCGUGCGGACCUGGGAAGGCCACGCUGGUGUGCUCCAGCGCGGUGGGGAGCUGGUCGUACUCGCAGCAGAGGCGGCAGAGAGUGUGCUCUGGGGAGGGACCGCCCAAGGCCGACCUCAUGGCUUUUAG